Petromyzon marinus (sea lamprey) is the source of this 2896-nucleotide messenger RNA. Lineage: Eukaryota; Metazoa; Chordata; Hyperoartia; Petromyzontiformes; Petromyzontidae. The record is from RefSeq and is a predicted model, not a curated record.
AUGAAGAGCUGCGACAUCAAGCCAAAUGACUGGGAGAAAACUGCCGGCGACCGACUCAGCUGGCAGCAGGCUGUGAAAACAGGCCUCAGGAGAGGCGAGGAGAAAGGACACACUGCUUGGCAGACCAAGAGGGAGCGCCGUAGCAGGAAGGUGAUGGAUUGCGAAUCCGACACGACCGGCACGUUUUGUACGAGUUGCGAGCCAGGAGAAGACUUCACGGACGAAUCAAACAGCUCCAACGAGUGCAAGAAGUGCACCGUUUGCAACGUGAAUUUCGAGGACACCGAGAGCAGAUGCACCACCAGGCAGGACACUCGCUGUCGCUGUAAAGACGGCUUCCAGAGGGCUGCUCCAUCGGACCCCUGCACGGAAGUGAAGCGAGCCCCAGGUUCGGACGACCGCUCGCCGCACCCACGCGGCUCUAACGCGCUCACAAUCGACGCUGAGGGGUCGGGGAGGAGCACAGAGGAUUUCAUCAAUAAAAUGAUCACGGAAGAUCAAGAGGGCAACUGGAAGGACAUCGAGAGGGAAUUGCCAGAGUUGCGAGAGUGGAUCGGCAAAACUCCCUCUCUUUUCCUGCACGAGCUGAAGAGGAGGAAUGUGGUUACAGAAGAGGAGUACUGGAAGGCGUUUACAAUUCCCGAUGCCGCCAAGCGCGUGGACUCAAUCCUGUUGCCCGUCAUGAGCCAAGGGGAAGGCAAACGCCGAGAGCUGCUGGAGACACUCGAACAACAGCGGAGCAGGGAACGGAAUUUCCUGGACAUACUGAAGACGAGCGAUUUGUGCUCGCCCACUCUGAACCCCAACUCGGCACAUCGACAGGUUCAAUUUUCUGCCGAUCUCAGCACAGUGACGUGGAACCAGGCGGCUCAGCCUUACUCUGAUCACGCAGAGAGGUUUGAGUCGUGGCCAAUAGUCCUCUGCUUCGAGAACUUCUCGUCGGGUGACCACUACUGGGAAGUGGACGUGAGAGCCUCUAGAAACUGUUCUAUAGGCGUCACACGUGGGUCGAUUCCUCGGAAAGUGGAAGAAAAGUUUGGCAGGCUGGGCUGGAAUGAGCAGUCUUGGGCGUUCAUUCAAUGGGAUUCAAAUAACUCUGCAAGACAUGGCGACCAAUCCAUUGCUUAUCCAGAGAUUACGCAUUUGGAGAGAGUCGGCGUUCGCUUGGACUUUAACGCAGGAAAACUUUCGUUUUACAACGCCAACACCAUGGAGCUGUUGCACUCAUUCAACGACAUUCCAAGUGAGCCGCUCUGUCCGGCUAUGCAGGUGAAGUCGGGCUCAGUCGCGAUUUACGAAGCUCAAUCAUUGAAGAACCUGACUGUGGAUGAGAGCAGAGAAGACAUUCAGAUUUGUGAUCACUUUGCAAACAGUGGAGGUCAUCGCACAAAAAACACCGAUGCAGAGAAGGGUGACAGCGAAGAUGCAUUGCUCAGAACAACGAUGGAGGAACCUUCGGUGGCACGAGAGUUGAUCGGUAGGAGCCCUGCAAUGCUACACCACGAGUUGCUCGUCCAGGGUCUCAUCACGCAAUCCGAGCUCUCAGAAGUCUAUUCGGUACCCCGCGCAUCAGCACGAGCUGACUUCAUCAUCAGCCACCUCGAUCGCAAGCAGGAAGAGAGCCCGCAACUCAAAGGAAUUCUGCAUCAACAUCGUAAAAAGCAAGAGGCAUUCCUGAAAAUGAGGAGCGAAUCGAGCACUUGCUCGCCAACUCCGAACCCAAACACGGCACAUCGGAACCUCCAGAUUUCUGCCGACUUUAAAACCGUCAGGACGUCCACACACACCCAACCUUACCCUGACAACUCAGACAGAUUCGACCACUACCGAGUGGUCAUUUGCUCUGACAAAUUCUCAUCGGGUCGCCACUACUGGGAGGUGGACGUGAGGGGUUCUGAGAAAUUCGUCAUUGGUGUCACGUAUGACUCAAUACCACGGAAAGGUGAUGACGAAGCCUGUAAGAUUGGGUGUAAUGAAGUUUCGUGGAGCCUUAAGAAACGGGGCAACACCUACACAGCGGUACAUAACGAGACGGAAAUAAAACUGUCGGUGCGAGAUGCUCCCAAAAGAGUCGGGGUUCACCUAGACUGGGAGGCGGGCGUCUUGUCAUUCUACAGCGCCGACUCCAUGUCGCUGCUGCAUCGAUUUCAAGGAAAAUUUGAUCGAGAGCUGUACCCUGCAAUGGCCGUGCUGUGCGAAAGUCUCUCAAUAUGCCCGUUGCCGUCCUCAGACGCUCGUCGUUAGAGAUGAGAGGCUCCUAUUUGAGCGGUCGCCCAUGCGACCCCUGUAUGUAUGUAGAGUAAAUUUUGAAUUAAAGCUUAAUUCAUAUUCUUAAGUAACUUCCUGGCCAACCGCGAAGGUUCGGGUUCCUGAAAACCCUCGCGGUUGGUAAAGUUACAGGGGGCCUAUGGGUUCAAGGGGGUUAGGGGAACCAUAGCGUGGUCAGACUCGUCAUAGCUUGACUAAGCUGCUGUUUAUUAACUAAACGAUUUUACUGUGUAUGGUACAUUACACAGUAACAUAAUAAAACAUGAAUAAACAUGACAUUAACUUUACAUACCUUUAAAUAUUAACGAUUAUUAGAAUUCAAAAGUAUUAACAAUGAUGAUGACGAUGACAAUGAGAUUAUGGGGGGAGGGCUGGUUAGAAGGAGGAGGGGCUCAGCCCAGCCACGCCCCCUUCCUCCAGACCACGGAUGCAACUCCCUCUCACUCUCACCACUCGCUGCACGCUCGGGUCCAUGACUAACGGCAACAUUAAUGUGCACCAUGGAGUACUGUACAACAAAACAGACGGCCAGCUGAUCACUUGAGUAGCGCCAUGGCACCACGGAAUUUGUAUUACAUUGCGCGGAUCGCAGAGCUUACAAAACAACGGUAUUGAUAUUCUUAGUUUU